Messenger RNA from Nerophis lumbriciformis (worm pipefish), 3562 nucleotides. It is a transcript of the gene pidd1, whose product is annotated as p53-induced death domain protein 1. Lineage: Eukaryota; Metazoa; Chordata; Actinopteri; Syngnathiformes; Syngnathidae. Gene Ontology annotation, molecular function: protein binding. Gene Ontology annotation, biological process: DNA damage response; apoptotic process; signal transduction. The record is from RefSeq and is a predicted model, not a curated record. Gene Ontology annotation, cellular component: cytoplasm.
AACGAGCCAACAUUCGUGACGUCAGCUUUUUUUGAAGCGAGAAGUCCAAGCUGAGAGUGAACCAGUAGUUUUGUAAGAUAUUGUUUAACGUCGUUGCUACUUUCUAUGUAUAAUAUUUCAUAUAACAAAAAAACACAUUUUAAGCCGAAUCGCGGUGUUGAAGUUCAAGCUUCAAAAAAAUGGCUCGCAUUCGUGUUAACUCGGUGAGUACUGCCAAUGGGGAUCCAUCUAAUAACAUAAUGGCUGUCAAUGGCGAUAAACAUGUCUAGACGUGUUCCAAAUACACACCCAUGAAGCAGAUAGGACAACUCCACGUUGCUGCACUUUGGUCACCGUCGAGUGACGUAAACUUUAAAGUGCGUUUUCUAUGGAGAACAGCGACGAGGAAGAUAACGUCAACGAUGAAGAUGGAGCGAAGGUGAACCACCUGAACUUGAGGCGUUGCAGGUUGGAGGAAGAACAUGAUGGAGUGACACCCAAGGGUGAGGAACCUGACUGGGAAGGACUAUACAGUGAACAGGUGGAAUCAGACAGAACCAGUGGAGAAGAGAUGAAUAGUGAUGGGAGGGAGUAUCUUUCUCUGUCAUCCUGCAAUCCUUCUAUAUCCAGCCUCUCCUCCUCCUCCUCCAACGUCUCCAGCCAUUAUCAUGCUGGUAUUUCAACCUCAGCCUCCUCUUCUGUCUUGGGUCUGACACCACCCUUACCUAUUUCAACCUCAUCCUCCUCUUCUGUCUUGGGUCUGACACCACCCUUACCUCCCACCGUGGACCUCUUGGCUGUUUUGACUGAUACCAAGCUGAGCUUGGAUGUUUACCGAAGCGGAGCAUCUGUACUGCCAAGACUAUGGGCCUCCAUUCCAGAGCACCUGAGAGGAAUCCACUACCUGAGACUUGGCUCUGAGGAUAAAACCGCAUUGGAUGGCGCACUUGAUGUCCUCCCACAUUUGAAAGAUCUACGCUCACUAGCCAUUCGAGGGCACGUUGUGUAUGAUUCACAAGGGACCCCCCUGCCAGGCCUCCUUACCACUCUACCCACAUCCCUCUCUUCCCUCUCUCUUCUGGUGCACGUGGAUCUCUCCUUUAACCAGCUCUGCGUCCUUCCAUCAUGUCUUCUCCGCUUACCUGUGCUGUCCACCCUCGUCCUGUGUUACAACCACCUGUGGGAGCUGCCCUCUGAUGUCGGCCAUCUAUCUACCCUCACAUACCUCUCUCUCAUUGGGAACAAGCUGGUUUCUCUUCCUGUGAGUUUAGGCCAGCUGAAAGCACUACAGUCGCUGGAUGUUUCGGAUAACCUCCUCGAGGAGCUGCCAAAUGAAAUUGGUUGUUUGGGAGAGCUUGUUUCACUGGUACUGUCCAACAACAAGCUGAAACGGCUACCGGAGACCAUAGGCUGUCUCCACUCUCUGAGGGAACUUAUCGCCUUCAGCAAUGACCUUCGCUUUAUUCCACCUUGCCUGGAUAAAGUGCCUCUGCUGAAAAUGGAUGUUCGUGACAAUCCUUUAGGGCGACCGCCAACACCUCCCCCUCUUCCCCAUAGACCUGACGCCUUUGCAAAUAUCCCCGAAUUGGAUCUUCUAUUCAACCAGCGCAGUUUUAGUGUUACGUCUGCUGGAUGUCAUGUUUUUCUCCCAGGGGGGGCCGUGCUGCUGUUCCCCCCGGGAUGUGUGCAUAAACCCACAACACUGGAGUGGGUCGAGAGAGGACCCCAAAGAAAGUGGGUGCUGCUCGAGGAACACGAUAUCCUCCUCAGCCGUCCACUAGAACUUCGUCCUCAUGGGGUCACGUUCCUUAAGCCAGUGGAGGUGUGUGUACCACACCACCGGAAAAAAGGCAGGGAAGUGGUUGUGAGGAAGUAUGAUGGAAAAUCAUGGAGCACUUUGACCACUGUCCUCAAGAAAGGAAUUAAGCGACACUGCAUUCGCUCAGAUGGACGUCCAGUUAGGCUGGCUUGCUGCUUUGUGAGCCAAUUUUCCUGGUUUAUUGUUGUGGCUCGCCCAGUGACGGACAGCUGCUCAGUUACACCAGCAGGAGCACUUUUGGUGUCCAGUGCAGAUCCUGGAGUCAAGCUUUACUUCCCCCCAGACUCCACCAGUCAAACCUGUGCCAUAACUUUACAGGUGCUGCAAGUGUCUGUGUCAGAGGUACAGACACUUUGUGGUGAUCCACAGGCGAGCGUCAGCCCUCUCCUCUGCCUCUCACAGACUCCCAGCAUGCAUUUCCUGCAGCCAAUCAGAGUGCAGGUCCCGCUGCCGCCCGGGGUUACAGGUCACACAGUUGAUAUGUCCUGUUUAUAUCUGCUGCACGGAGACCCUACUGCCCAAACCUGGACGGACAUCACCUCUCAAGUAUCUCUCUAUGUCACCCAUUUGUAUGCUAUAUUCUACAUUACGCAUUUCUCUUGGUACUGGCUGUGGUACAAGACUCAGACAAUUGUUGGCGGCAUGGUUAGAAAGGUAUACCAAAGGCUAAAACAGUUCAAAGUCCAAUUCCUGGUCCUCCAGCGGAAAACUGAUCCUUCACAAGUCCUGCUACAGUGUUUACAGACUAACAAGGUGGAAAACCAGGUGCAGUCACUGUCAGAGCGGUAUGACGGACCCCAGCCUUCAGACCUGUGCGACCUACUCGAAGGAGAGCAGUUCUUUGCUGGCUUUGAGAGAGGCUUAGAUAUCUACACAGACAGGCCAGACUGUGUCGGGGGGAGACUGUGUUUUGUGUUUCACUCCAGCUGGAAGAAUCUGAAGGAAGUUUACAUCUCUCCUGCUCAGGGCCUCCAGGGGCCAGUGAGGGGACAAGUCUCCUUUUACAGAGGGGAGAGUUCCAGGCAUUUGCCGGAGGAAGUAGCGAGGAAGAGGAAGGGACAGGACAGCCAGUGGCUGGCAACAUUACCACUGAGACUUCCUGCUCUCAAUUCGGAGAACAAGUACAUAGUGGAAGAGUUCCAGAUACCUCCUCUGAACUUGGGAGACCCAGAGAGCGGCUACCUGACAGAAGCCAACUUGCUGUCAAUCUCUCUCCGGAUUGGACAGGAUUGGCACAUUAUUGGCAUCAAUCUGGGUUUAAAAUACCAGGAAUUAGAGCGCAUCCAGUACAAAUACAGGGACAAUCUUGGUGCGAUGGUAUUGGACAUGCUCUUCCUUUGGGCCCAAGGACAGACGAACGCCGGGCCCGGGGCUGUUUCGCGAUUGGCGGCUGCCAUGAUUCAGAGCGGCAGGAAAGACAUUGCAGAUGAGCUCGAGGACAUAGUCUGCCUAGGAAGGCAAAAGUACAAUGAGUCGCUGAGAAGAGUGGGCCUGGAGGCGGAGGAGCAGCCCCUCUGUGAAAGUCAGCAGGAGUGUGUGCAGGUGGCCGACACGUGACUUCCUUAUUUUAAUGUGCCCUUGUUUUAGCUGCACAACUGUAGUCUCAGAUGCAGGUACUGCCAAACAAAAAUGCUGUUAAAGGGGAACAUUAUCACUAUUUCAGAAUGGUUAAAACCAUUAAAAAUCAGUUCCCAGUGGCUUAUUAUAUUUUUCAAAGUUUUUUUCAAAAUUUUACCCAUCACGCAAUAUCCCUAAAAAAAGCUU